Lotus japonicus is the source of this 713-nucleotide messenger RNA. RefSeq names its product histone H3.2. Gene Ontology annotation, cellular component: nucleosome. The record is from RefSeq and is a predicted model, not a curated record. The coding region runs from base 84 to 494 and encodes 136 amino acids. Gene Ontology annotation, molecular function: protein heterodimerization activity; DNA binding; structural constituent of chromatin. NCBI's taxonomy places the organism in Eukaryota, Viridiplantae, Streptophyta, Magnoliopsida, Fabales, Fabaceae. The transcript has a single exon.
CAUUUCCAUCACCACAAUUCAGAAACCCUAUCUCAAUCACUUCUUUUCAAUCGUUCUUUUUCGCUCUUUCCAGAUUCUUCUCGAUGGCCCGUACCAAGCAAACAGCGAGGAAGUCCACCGGCGGCAAGGCUCCCCGGAAGCAGCUGGCGACAAAGGCGGCGAGGAAGUCAGCUCCGGCAACCGGAGGAGUGAAGAAGCCACACAGGUUCAGGCCUGGAACUGUUGCUCUGAGGGAGAUCAGGAAGUAUCAGAAGAGUACUGAGCUUCUGAUCCGGAAGCUUCCGUUCCAGCGAUUGGUUCGUGAGAUCGCUCAGGAUUUCAAGACGGAUCUCAGGUUUCAGAGCAGUGCUGUCUCGGCGCUUCAGGAAGCAGCGGAGGCUUACCUUGUUGGAUUGUUUGAAGAUACCAAUCUCUGUGCCAUUCACGCCAAGAGAGUCACCAUUAUGCCUAAGGACAUUCAACUCGCUAGGAGAAUCAGAGGCGAGAGGGCUUAGUUCGUUCAAAAUUCCCCAAUUCCCAUUUCAAUGCUUGAUGUCGCUUUUUCAUUUUGCCCUAGUUUAGUUUGCUGGUAUACUUGUGUGAUUUGAAUGUUGAGCAAACGAUUUGCAUGUUUGUCAUUGAAUGUGAUCUUGUUUGUCAAAUUAAUAUCUUAGUGUAUUCUUCAGAUCAGAGUUGAACAAAAUAAAUCUCUUAUUGAAUUUGCAUUCACCGAA